AUGCAUCGAGCUACACAACACGGAUCGACCCCGGUUGAACCUGACUCCGAUGCCGAGGCCUCAUCAUACCCUGAUUCACUUGACAAUGCCAGUUACACCACAAGUAUCACAUCGAGCGUGCUGGACUAUCAAUAUGAAAACGGUCGCAGAUAUCAUUCAUAUCAUGAAGGGGAAUACAUUUUGCCAAAUGAUGAACGGGAACAAGACCGUCUUGAUCUGAGCCACCACAUUUACCUAAUGCUCCUCAAAGGAGAAUUUACAAAUCCAGACUGCGAGGUGAUUGGAAUUGACCUAAGUGCUAUUCAGCCAUCAUGGGUGCCUCCAAACUGCCGCUUUGAGAUUGACGACUUUGAACAACCAUGGUCGUACAGCAAACCAUUUGACUAUAUCCAUGGACGCGAAUUGGAAGGUUCCAUCCGUGACCAUGACCUUCUUUUCAAACGGGUACUUAGCAACCUGAAUCCCAAUGGAUGGUUUGAGAUAGCGAGCUUCGACGUCAACACUUAUUCGGACGACGGAACUCACCUUGGCGCAACCAACCUUCUCUUAUCCAUCAAGCACAUGCAUGAAUCAGCGCGCAUGUUUGGCAAGGAUAUGACAUCGUCCCCAUCCUGGAAAACGCGGAUGGAGAAGGCUGGGUUUGUGAAUGUCAAAGAAGAUAUCUACAAGCUGCCCCAGAGUCCAUGGCCUAAAGACCCCAAGCUCAAGGACCUUGGUCGGUACCAUCAGCUCAACAUGCUUGAAGCUAUGCCUAUUUAUACAUAUGCGUUGUUUUCAAGAGUGCUUGGGUGGACACGCUCCGAGAUUGAAGGGCUGUUGGCAGGAAUUCGAAUGGAGCUGCGAGAUACAUCGCAUCACCUGUACACAAAAUUGCGGGUGGUUUACGGCCAGAAACCCGGAGAACCUAUGAGUGCCUAA
Penicillium roqueforti is the source of this 918-nucleotide messenger RNA. RefSeq names its product class I SAM-dependent methyltransferase. Bases 1 to 918 code for a protein of 305 amino acids. Lineage: Eukaryota; Fungi; Ascomycota; Eurotiomycetes; Eurotiales; Aspergillaceae. The transcript is spliced from 11 exons. The record is from RefSeq and is a predicted model, not a curated record.